UGCAGCUGUUUAUUAUUUAAAAUGGUCAGUGCACUAUGAUUUGGACAGCCUCAUAACAACCGUUUGAAAUUCAUGAAAAAAAAAAAAAAUCAAUGAAUCAUUGAUUUUGAUUAAAAUUGAAACCGCAUCUAUCUAUCAUUGGCCACGAUGUCUUUGCAACAUUUUCCCGAGUCUCUUGUUCUCCAGACAGCGCAGAUGUACUUCCACGCACCUCGUCGUGGCGCUGGGUUCUGUGUGAAGUUCUCGAGCGUGCGCACAUCCACCUCCACUAACGCACAAAGCGCUUCUGCUCAGGUUACUGUAAAUGAGACCUCCAGUCUUACUACAAUUACCUGUUUAAUGGACUAAAUAGCCAGGAGGACCAGAAGCCAUAAUAUGAAGAAACGCUACAUGGAUAUAGGCAGGCUACGGAAAAUGAAAAAGAUUAAACUCACAGAGAAGAUUUCCGAAAGCGCGUACUCUGUUCUGAAGUUCAUGAUCGUCUGGAUGCUGGUGCUAUUAGCUGACUUUGUUCUGGAGUUCAGACUGGAAUACCUGUGGCCAUGCUGGCUCUUUCUAGGGACCGUCUACACCACAUUUCACUGUCACGGACUGGCCAUCUGUGUUGUUUUCGUGUGUGCAGCAUUUACCCUGGACUUAUUCUGUUUCAUUUUUGUACCCUUACACUGGCUGUUUUUUGCAGCCAGCACAUAUGUCUUACUCAACUAUAUGUGGCAUACAGAAAAGGGAAUCUGUAUGUCAACUGUGACAUUAUGGAUACUUUUAGUGUAUAUGGAGGCUUCUCUACGGUUGCGGGACCUGAAAAGCCCUCAUGCAAAUCUGUCCCAUCUAUUUGCUGCACACUGCAUUGGUUAUCCACUAGUGUAUAUGGGAUUUGAUGCAACAUGCUACUUCUCCAGUAUGUUUAAGCUGCGCACUCAGAAAUCAGUUCAGAGUGAGAAUGACCUCCACAUGGAUCUCCUGCAACAAUCCCUACCUCCUUACAUGCACCUGUACCCAAAAUUGUGGAUGGAAGAUCCCAAAUAUAAGGUGGCCAAAUCUAGGCCGGCGCAAUACCAGUGUCCAUCCGAUUCCAUCACCUCAGAGGACAAACAAAACAUGGAAGACUGCCUUCAAAUCCACAGACUUCCUGCGAGAACCGAAAGAGACACAAAUCCACAAACCCCAGGACCCAAGCACCGUGGAGGUGAACUUCAUUUGGACUCUACGUCCAUGCUAGAAAUGACUGAAAACCUACCUCAGGAGGAUCAGAGCAGUAAAGCUCAAAGACCCUCCAAGAGCUCCUUGCCUAAAGUGCAUCGAGGUUCAGUGAACAUCCCUAACAGCAAAGGGGAGAAGAGGCAGAAAGCCCCCAAAGCCAUCAACACAAUAGGGGACUCUGCUGAAAGGUGCUCGUCAAACAUCUCCCCAAGUCCCCCGAACCCACAUGCCGAGCAGAUGCUGAAGCUGGAACAAGAAAUGAGGAAGCUGAAGGGAGAGCUGCAGGCGAGCAGACAGAGCGAGCAGGAGCUGCGCAGUCACAUUUGUAAUCUGACCAACAGUGAACACAGUCUGCGCCCUGAAGUCUCUCUGCUCAGACAUGCAAAUGAACUGCUGCAAAACAAGAUUCAAUGUCUCACAAAAUCCAGACAGAAGGACAAACAAAACUGUUCCUUGCUGGAAAAGAAAAUCAGAAUGGAAACAGAGGCUCGAGUUGCAGUAGAAAAACAACUUGCAGAAGUCAGAGCCCAAAAAUUUGAUGAAGCAACGAUUUUACUUCGGAGCGCAUCACACAGGCAAGAACACAGUGAAACUCAAAUGUUGAGGAAAAAAGCUAAAGAUCUAGACUCAGAGUACAAACAACUACAGCUGGAAUAUCAGGAGAAAGAAAAUCGAAUGAUAGCUCUAGAGAAUGAAGUGGAGACCCUCCAGAGGAACAGAUGCACGGAGCAGGAAGCGGACGCUUUGCUCUCAGCUCUCUCCUCCUUGCAGGACAAGGCUCAGCAUCUAGAGUACAACCUGAGUGCAGAAACCCGUCUCAAGCUAGACCUCUUCUCUGCACUCGGAGAUGCACGCAGACAGCUGGAGAUAGCGCAAGUUAAAAUUCUGAAACAAGACCACGAGGUCAAAGAAAUGAAACAGAAGCUUGCUGAAGCGAUGGCCGUGGCUCCAGGUAUGUCAUACAUGGCCCCCAGGUCCUCUAUGCCUCAGUACCUCAAGUUCUUCAACUCUGAGCGCUACAUGCUGAAUCCCAGAGCACUCAUGUACCAGUGUCUUAAGAAAUAAGACCAGCGAGGACAAAUCGGACGGGACGGCUUUUGAAGGAUUGUUUUGACUUGACAUUCGAAACACGAGGACAUCUCUGCUUCAAGGUUUGCCCAAAAACUUUGCCUUUUGACAAUGCCAACAGCCUCUGGUGCGUCUACGGCUGUGUUUACUGAUUUCAGCAGAGACACUGAGGCCGCUUAUAGGUGACCUUGCUUUGAGAUUCUUUCCAGAUGAAAUCAAAGUUGACUGUAAAUAUAUUGUUGACCAGCGGAUGACCAUCGAAUGCUGAGCAAACCGCUGCAAGCUGCGUAAACGGCAAGAUAUCAGUAUAAUAAAAAGUGUGAACUUGAUGAGGAGCACAGUUUAUCAUGAGGACAGGAUAUCCUGUGUUGGGUUUCAAAUGAAGAGGCUCUUCUUCAGCCAUGACAAUAACAGGCCAAUGCCUCACUUGGUCAUUCUGUGCCUCAUUAUUUAUGUGAAUUCAAUUUAUAUAACAAGCCAAUAUCAAACGUAAGUCAGUAUGUGAAUAUUCAAGUGCUUUGUACCGUUUUGUAUUCUUUUUACAUUACACACGUUACAACAGAAGUGACCAACACCCAAAAAAAAAAUACAAAAUAAAAUAAAACGUUUGUAGGUUUUCAUGUUUCUGAAAUUGUUGCCUUUUUUAUGUAUCAAUGGGAUGUUUUUUAUGAGAAGUUUAUUUUUCUGGCUUGACAUACUUUUUUUUUUUUUUUUUCUUCCUAAACCAAAAUGAAAUAAUGGUUUAAUUUUGUAAUUCUACUUGUUGGUCUGCAUGCCAAUUUAUGUAAACUGAUUGUUUUGAGAAAAAAAAAAAAAAGAUUUUGAUGUCUAAUUGUGCAUUUGUGCAAGGGCUGUUUUCUUCCAAUAAUUCUGGAAGCAGUAAUAAAGUCAUUUUCAAUGAUAAUCUUGUAUUCUUUUCCAUAUGACUGUGACACGAGACUUAAAGUUCUGUCAUAAUUUACUCACCCCUUUUUUUUUUUUUUUUUUU
Messenger RNA from Onychostoma macrolepis, 3256 nucleotides. Its product is annotated as macoilin. The record is from RefSeq and is a predicted model, not a curated record. Gene Ontology annotation, biological process: neuronal signal transduction. The transcript is spliced from 11 exons. Gene Ontology annotation, cellular component: rough endoplasmic reticulum membrane. NCBI's taxonomy places the organism in Eukaryota, Metazoa, Chordata, Actinopteri, Cypriniformes, Cyprinidae. The coding region runs from base 376 to 2265 and encodes 629 amino acids.